Polyodon spathula (Mississippi paddlefish) is the source of this 1332-nucleotide messenger RNA. RefSeq names its product C-type mannose receptor 2-like. The transcript has 5 exons. NCBI's taxonomy places the organism in Eukaryota, Metazoa, Chordata, Actinopteri, Acipenseriformes, Polyodontidae. The record is from RefSeq and is a predicted model, not a curated record. The coding region runs from base 1 to 1332 and encodes 443 amino acids.
AUGGGAAGCAGGCUGCUGCUUUCCCUGGCUGCAGCUAUCAGCCUGGUCCAGGUCACAGUGAGUGAACCACUCUUAGUGAAGAUAAAUAAAACCUGGAGUGAAGCUCAGAGCUACUGCAGAGAACACUACACAGACCUGGUCAGCAUUCACAGUGCACAAGAAAUGGAGAAGAUAAACACUGCUGUGCAAGAUGUCCAGACAGAGAGAGUUUGGAUCGGGCUGUUUAGAAACAACACCAGCCAGCAAUGGCACUGGUCCAAUGGAGAUUAUUUCAUGUACCUGAACUGGUAUCCGUAUGCAGCCCAGUAUUCUACAAAUGUUGCUGUCUUUAAUACACAAUGGUAUGGUCUACUAUCAACUUAUCCAUUUUAUUUCAUAUGCCAGAAAGUGUCAGAGAGAGACAGCUCUGCCCUGAAGGGAUAUUAUUUGGUAAAGGAAUUGAAAUCCUGGACUGACGCCCAACAGCGCUGUAGAGAUGAGGGCACUGAUCUGGCCAGCAUACGCAGCCCGGAGGAGCAGGAGGCUCUCAAUACUCUCACUGAUCCAUUACUAGUAGGAACUGCUACUUUUAUCUGGAUCGGUUUGUAUAGAGAGAACAGCUCACAACCAUGGAAGUGGUCCAAUGGAGACCCAAUUGAAAAUUGGGAUAGUGGUGAACCAGACCUCCAGAAUGCACAGGACGCCUGUGUCAGCAUGAAUGGGAAUGCACCAGGAAGAAAACUGGGCUUCUGGGAUGAUAGGAGCUGCACUGAGAGAUUCUACUUUCUCUGUUCCGGAGCAGCAUCCCCUGCAACAACUAUAACUACAACGAACAACUCUGAAAGUACCCCAGAAACUACCGCUGCCACAACCACAGCUACCCUUGCCACAACCACAGCUACCUCUGCAACUACCCCUGCCACAACCACAUCACCACCUACCACAGCAGUAGCUGAAGAAUCGAGUGCUUCAUCUCCAGGUCCUGCUAAACCUACAUCCUCUGCAUUACCAGAUAACCUAUAUUUCCAUACAGAGCAGAAAUCCUGGGUGGACGCUGUGGAGUACUGUAGAGACCAGGGCAAAGACCUGGCCUCUAUCACCACCCAGGACCUGCAGGACACCAUAGACAGAAACCUCACUGGCACUGAGCAUGAGGUGUGGAUCGGGCUGCGCAAAUGCAGGCUGUUUGGGUCCUGGUUCUGGGUGAAUGGAGAUGAGCUGAGCUACACCAACUGGGGCAACAACUCAUCAUCAGAGCCCUGUACAAAACUGCUGGAAGAGGAAGGGAUAUUAAAAUGGGUUUCUGACUGCUGCCUUUCCAAGCACAGCUUCAUGUGCCAGGUACAGUGCUAG